CCGGUCCGCCGGAUUAUGAAUGAAUGGUGGCGCGGUUGUUUUCCACACGAGGUUCCUGUUUUUCUGUGUGGCCAGCUCUGGAAGCCGGCUUUCGGCUGGCGGGAGCUUCCAGGAGGAGCCUCGGAUCCCGGCUGGGGCUGUCGGGAGGACGUUGGCGGCCGUCACCUCCCUCCCGUGCCCACCCUGCCUGGCCGCGCGCCCCUGCGACUAGGUGACUCAGCGAAAGAAGAAAAUGAAAGGCCUUAAGAAAAGUCUUACAAAAGAAUAUCUGUACCUUGACUUUUCUCACCAAACAGAAGGAUGCAUUCUUCCUCUUCAUACCUCCGUGACUUUAUUUUUGUUAUCAUACUGCGACUGCAGAAUCUUUGAAGUUUGCUUGGUCCUCACCAAGGAAGGUACAGAUAGUUCACUAAGAGAUGUGCUGUCCCAGGACAUUGAAAUCCAACUUAUUUCAAGGCAAGAGCUUCCACCAAUAGUCCAGAGUUGCUGUUUACCAGCGGUAAUGGAACAACCGGACAAUUUCUGUAGAGCAGGACUUGCUGUUGUACUGAGACACAUAAUCCAGAAAUCGUAUGAAACAGACCCCUCCAAAAAGGAAAUUUUGGAACUUUUGGGCUUCAAAAAGACUUGUUUGAAAGCCUGUGCUGAAGUCAGCCAGUGGACCAGGCUGUGUGAGCUUACCAUCCCUCUGGCUAUUGAGAAUUUCCUCAGAGCGUCUUCAGAGCAGCCUGCCGCCAUCCCUGUGGAGAUUCUGCAGCUGGAGAAGAAGCUGAGUGAGCCUGUGAGAGUACACAACGACGACAAGCUCCGCAGGCAGAAGCUGAAGCAGCAGAAGGCGGCCAGCGUCGAGCCUGCCCAAGGGGCUAAGGGACAUGCGAAGAGCCAAGUCCGUCCUCAGGAAGCCUCGGAAGAGCCAGACCCCGCAUCCCAGAGCCUGGAACUGAAGGUGGCAUUCUCGAAGCUCACAGUGCAAGAAGGGCCAGCCGCCACCAGCAAGGAGCCUUCCCACAUCCGGAGGGCCAGAGCCUCGGACCUUCCUCCCCUGGAGCAUGUGUUUGCAGAAGGGCUUUUCUUCACCUUGGCAGACAUCGUGCUCCUGCCCUGUAUCCACCACUUUCUGGUCAUUAUCUGCAAGAAAUUUUCUGAGAGGCUGACAGAAUUUCCGUUGCUAGCCUCUUGGUACCAGAGGAUUCAAGAAGUGCCAAGAGUAAAGACAGCAGCUUCUAAGUGUGGGAUCCAGUUUCUCCAUUUACCAGAGUUGUUGACCACUCCAAACAAGCCUGAUCCACAGUUAAGUGAAGCCCUAAGUGGAGAAGAACAGAAUGAUCCUUCAUUUAUUGGAGGACCAAGACCAACCAUGACCAAGUUAAUGGAGAAAGGCAUUAAAGUGAUGUUUUCUCCGCACCCCUGCCCUACGUGGACCCUUGACUGGAACAGUCUUCCUGCUGCAGUGAGCCCAAAGGAAGGCCGAAUGACCGGUGACCGAGCUUUGAGGAAGCAGCAACAGCUAAACAACCUUGUUUAUGUGGUCAUGAGUCAGGCCAAACGUGGUGACAGAAUUGUGGAUUUCUGCAGUGGUGGGGGCCACCUUGGAAUUGUUCUUGCUCACGUGCUGCCAUCAUGCCAGGUUAUAUUAAUAGAAAACAAAGAAUUAUCAUUAAUCCGUGCUAAGAAGAGAAGUGAUGCACUAGGUUUAAGCAACAUUUGGUUCAUUCAAGCAAAUAUGGAGUAUUUUGCAGGAAUGUUUAACAUUGGGGUGGCCUUGCACGCUUGUGGCGUGGCAACAGACAUGGUGAUUGAACACUGCAUCAAAACCCGUGCUUCCUUUGUCACCUGCCCCUGUUGUUACGGCUUCAUUCAGAACACCUCGAAGUUUAAUUUUCCAAAAAGUGAACAGUUCAAGAAAACGUUAUCAUACAAGGAACACAUGAUUCUCUGCAGGUUUGCAGAUCAGACAGCGGUCCAGCUCCCGCCCCAGCGGAGGCUCAUAGGUGCGUGUUCUCACGGGGCAGCUGCUGCAGGGCCAGGCACGCUGCCUCGGUGGGUAGGAAAACAGUGCAUGUGCCUGGUGGAUCUGGACCGUGCCAGAGCGGCAGGAGAGCAUGGCUACACUGUUCAAGUGAUAUCCAUGGAGCCGGAGAGCUGCUCUCCCAAAAACAACAUGAUAGUGGGGGUCCCCGUGUAGGAAGCCAGGCGCACGUCUGGGGCCGCGCCUGAGACCUCGGGGUGAAGGCCCGGAGGCUUCCGUGAGGGUCUUGGCAUGACUGGAGGCCGCGCUGGCCAUCCGGAGCGCGCUGUGCUUGGGACGGGAGCACCGGGGAAAAAAGGCGGCCUGCAGCCUAUCGGAAAUGUUGUUAGGCGGGGAUUAGAGCUGCCUGCGGUUUCCACACCGAGAACACCCGAAAUCUCGGCUGCCGAAAGAAUGACACCAGUGGAGGGCCCAGCACUGGAAAAGCAGUUUCUUCUCAAUUCGUUAGCUUUUCCUGAUCUUGUCAACACGUUGUUCAAUCCCACAUAAUAUACUUGCAGUUUUUGUUUUGUAAUCACUGAGAUAUUCACGUGUGGAGACUGAAAUUAAACUCAGUGGGAAUUUUGAGUGUUUUAUACUUUUAAUAAUUGUACUUUUUCUGUUAAAGUCCAGAGGGGUGUAGCGUGGUUAUUUUUGAGCUGGGCUAGUAGAACUUCUGUAUAGCAUUUUACUAGCAAGUAUCAAAUGAAAUCAUCUGUGUUUUCUUUUAUGUAAAGAGAUAAUUUUUGCCCUAUGGGAAUGUGGAAUUUGGACAUAAAUUCUAACUAAAUAGUAAAUACACUGAUUACGUAUUUCAAAUUUAUAAAGAUAAUCUUGAAUCUCAGUGUCUUUAAGAAUCUAGCCUAGGGGCUGGGGAUUUAGCUGAGUGACAUAAGUGCCUGCCUUGCAAGCACGAGGUGGUGAGUUCAAUCCCCAGAAACACCCCCCCCCCGCGCGCGCGCGCGCGCAAAAGGGAAUCUAGCCUACAUUUUUCUGAAGAUACAAAACCUUGUUUGAAUAAUUUUUUCUGCCCACAUUCACCUGUUUUACCAACUAGCAUUGUUAGAGAUAAGACAUCCUCUCUCACAUGCUUACUUAAUUUUGUAUGUCCUACAUUAUUCCAUUUAGGAUUUCACUGGUUUUGAUAUUUCCAAUUCCUAGAGGACACUUGUCAUAAGAAGAUGAGAAUUUGCUCAUCUUCAUGAGUUAAAAUAGAAGAAUGACUAUAGGGCAGUAUGGGAGGGAGACUUGGUAGUCUUAUCUCUUUAAAGUUUAAGAAAAUAAUUAGCCAUUAUCCCUGAGAAUUUUGAUCAUUUGUGUCCAUAGAUACAACAUGUUUUCUUACAAAGUAUUUUUUAAAUUGAGUUAUAAUUUAUGUACUACAUAGUAAUAAAUUUUUAAGCAUUUUAUUUGAAAACAUUUGGCGUCUGUAUAUACCCACACAACCACCACCAAAAUAAAAUAUAUAAUAUUUGCUAUGUAUUGUAAAAUACCUGUAUUGAGAAUAUUUUCCAAGCCUGUGACUUCUAUUUAUUUUCACAAUGAAUAUUCUGAUUUUGAUCAGAUUUAUCUUUCUACUUAUAUGGUACCAAUUUUCUGUGUCCUUUCUAAUAAAUCUACCUAUCCUAAGGUUAGGAAGA
Cavia porcellus (domestic guinea pig) is the source of this 3648-nucleotide messenger RNA. It is a transcript of the gene Gstcd, whose product is annotated as glutathione S-transferase C-terminal domain containing. The transcript is spliced from 12 exons. Gene Ontology annotation, cellular component: cytoplasm. Lineage: Eukaryota; Metazoa; Chordata; Mammalia; Rodentia; Caviidae. The record is from RefSeq and is a predicted model, not a curated record. The coding region runs from base 233 to 2185 and encodes 650 amino acids.